Messenger RNA from Aspergillus nomiae NRRL 13137, 1626 nucleotides. Its product is annotated as APC family permease. Lineage: Eukaryota; Fungi; Ascomycota; Eurotiomycetes; Eurotiales; Aspergillaceae. Gene Ontology annotation, molecular function: L-amino acid transmembrane transporter activity. The coding region runs from base 1 to 1626 and encodes 541 amino acids. The transcript is spliced from 4 exons. Gene Ontology annotation, biological process: amino acid transmembrane transport. Gene Ontology annotation, cellular component: membrane. The record is from RefSeq and is a predicted model, not a curated record.
AUGCAUCCGGACCAAAAUGAUGAGAGCGUUCCGGAUGACGAAGUUUCUACGGAGGCCGCGCCUCUAAUCCUUCCGUCUGAUCAUGAGACUGUUGCUCCUCCUGGUCAGGCGCAGCCUUAUCGCCGCCUCGGUUUGCUCUCUACAACAUUUCUGAUAACCAACCGCAUGAUCGGUACGGCAAUAUUCUCUGUACCGUCUGCUAUAGCACAUAGUACCGGAAGCGCCGGUGCAUCCCUGGUUGUCUGGGUUGCGGGUUAUUUUCUAGCAUUUUGUGGCUUCUUUAUAUACCUUGAGCUAGGCAGUCUUCUACCACACAAUGGCGGGGAGAAGAACUACCUCGAAGCUGCCUAUCCACAUCCGCGCUUAUUUGCGACCGUGAUAUUCGCAACGCAUGUUAUCUUUCUUGGCUUCACCGGUAUUGGAACUAUUGCCAUUGCAGAGAACUUACUCUUAGCUACCCAAGCAACAGCGAAUGACUGGGUGAAACGCUGUAUGGCAGUCACUCUUAUGACAAGCGUCGCAGCGAUGCAUAUCUGUGCGAAAACCUGGAAUGUUAAACUAAUGGUAAGGAGCCGUUCACAUCAUUUGAUACUCUCCACUGUCAACAUGGCUUACACCAGGCGCCAGAAUAUUCUUGCUUCACUUAAAUUGCUUAUCCUGGCUUUGAUAGUUGUAACUGGUCUUGGGCUCGUCAUUUUUGGGUCACCAAAUGUAGCUCACCCCGGCAUCAGCUAUGUACGCCCGUUUGCCGGGUCAUCUACCGAUGUCUCGGACUACACAGUCGCCCUAUUUAAAGUGCUGGCCACCUUUCAGGGUUGGUCCAAUGCAAUGUAUGUCCUGGACGAGGUGAAAGACCCACGCCGCACACUUAAGGUAGCAGGCGUCUUGGGAGUCGGCUCGGUAGGGAUUCUGUAUGUCUUGGUGAAUGCAGUUUUUUUCGUUGCGGCAACACCCAAGGAGCUGAGCGACACCGGUAUCACGGUGGUUGCAUUAUUCAUUGGUAAGGUCUUUGGUCAGCACAUGCAACGCUUUACUGCCAUUCUUGCUGCUUUAUCAUCACUGGGAAAUAUCAUGACAGCGUCUUUCUCAAUGUCCCGAGUCAUACGCAGUUUUGCGCAGGAGGGCCUGUUGCCAUUUUCUCAGUUUUUCUCCGGCAGAUCCAGCUCAGGCUCACCUGCUGGGGCAUUUGCACUGGUGUUUCUCUCAUCGUGUGUCAUGAUCAUCGCUGUUCCUUUUGGGGAGGCAUAUAACUUCCUACUUGACGUAGGACAGUGGGCUGUUGCGGUGAUUCAGUUCUUCGUCGUGUGUGGCCUAUUCAUUAUCCGGAAACGUGUGACAUACCCCCCUCGUGCCUUCAAAGUCUGGACCAGCGUGGCUUUUGUCUUUUUAGCGUCGCAGGUAUUCCUUAUUGUGUCACCGUUUGUGGCCCCAGUGAAUGGUCGCACCAGCUUACCAGUGUGGCUUACGCCGCUCACUGGAACAUUGCUAUUUUGCCUCGGUGGUGUUUAUUGGUAUAUUUGGCGGAUGUUGCUGCCCAAGUUGGGGCAUUUCGCAUGGGAAAAAAGCUCGUUAAUCAGUUCCGAUGGGGAACAAGUGGUUGUUUGGCGACGCGUUCCGAAGAACUGA